Messenger RNA from Heterobasidion irregulare TC 32-1, 162 nucleotides. RefSeq lists its product as uncharacterized. The transcript has a single exon. Bases 1 to 162 code for a protein of 53 amino acids. Lineage: Eukaryota; Fungi; Basidiomycota; Agaricomycetes; Russulales; Bondarzewiaceae. The record is from RefSeq and is a predicted model, not a curated record.
AUGCAGAACCACUAUAACGUGGCGUAUCGUGAGGAAGAGCGCGAGAUGAUGCCCUUGCUAAAGCAUCUCGGGGUGGGAACCAUACCAUGGUCCCUCCUUGCUCGCGGGGCUACCACACGUCCUCUCUCGGAAACGACCAACCGAGCAAAGAAUGACCACUAG